Lactuca saligna is the source of this 630-nucleotide messenger RNA. The record is from the annotation of a GenBank genome assembly. Lineage: Eukaryota; Viridiplantae; Streptophyta; Magnoliopsida; Asterales; Asteraceae.
AUGUCAACCUCGAUGCCAAGCCCUUAUGGACCCUACCCUAUAGUGGAGCUCAACUUCAAAUGUGUUUUUCUUCGAGAUCCUUUCUCGUAUAACCAUGGUAUCAAAUUCACAUUCAAAGAUCAAGAUUUUUCUGGAAUGACAUACUCUGAGUGUAUCACCUUUCUUGAGCGGUUCAUGCAAGAAAGUAUCAAGAAGCUAUACUACUGUGAGUCAGGUAAGCCCUUAUUAUAUGGGAUAACUAUUAUUCGUAACGAUGGAGAUUAUGCGACUUUCAUUUUUGAUGCUUUUGGACCCGAUGUUUAUAUUUCCCUAUAUGUGGACCAUGAUGGUCAAGGAAUUGAGGAUUGGUUUGGCUUUGAGAUAGAAACAGAAAAAGAAGAUGGUGACGAUUCAUGCAUUGAUGGUGGUGCAAAUGAAAACAAAAUUGAUAACCUUAACGAUGUGGAUGUGGAAUUUAAUGAGGAUAUGGUCACUAUGAACAGAACACAAGGUGAUGAGUUUAUGAAUAAAUUACGUGCUGAAGAGGAAGAGAGAAAUGAUAACAACAUAGAUGAUGAUGGGGGUGAAGAGGAGGAAAAUGUAACUCAACAACAUUCGAUUUUUAAUGAGUCAACUCCAUGGAAAAAAUAG